UCACGGCCGUGAACUGCUACAGCGUGAAGGCCGCCACCCGGGUCCAGGACGCCUUUGCUGCCGCCAAGCUCCUGGCGCUGGCCCUGAUCAUCCUGCUAGGCUUCGUGCAGAUCGGGAAGGGAGACGUGUCUAAUCUGGAUCCCAAGUCCUCCUUUGAAGGCACCCAUUUGGAUGUGGGGAACAUCGUGCUGGCCCUGUACAGCGGCCUCUUUGCCUACGGAGGAUGGAACUACUUGAAUUUUGUUACAGAGGAGAUGAUCAACCCCUACAGGAACCUGCCUCUGGCCAUCAUCAUAUCCCUCCCCAUCGUGACACUAGUGUACGUGCUGACGAACCUGGCCUACUUCACCACCCUGUCCACUGAGCAGAUGUUGACCUCAGAGGCCGUGGCCGUGGACUUCGGGAACUACCACCUGGGGGUCAUGUCCUGGAUCAUUCCGGUCUUCGUGGGCUUGUCCUGCUUCGGCUCAGUCAACGGGUCCCUGUUCACGUCCUCCAGGCUGUUCUUCGUGGGGUCCAGGGAGGGCCACCUGCCCUCCAUCCUGUCCAUGAUCCACCCGCACCUGCUGACGCCUGUGCCGUCCCUCGUGUUCACGUGUGUCAUGACGCUGCUCUACGCCUUCUCCAAAGACAUCUUCUCAGUCAUCAACUUCUUCAGCUUCUUUAACUGGCUGUGUGUGGCCCUGGCCAUCAUCGGCAUGAUCUGGCUGCGCUAUAAGAAGCCAGAGCUGGAGCGGCCCAUCAAGGUGAACCUGGCCCUGCCCGUGUUCUUCAUCCUGGCCUGCCUGUUCCUGAUUGCCGUCUCCUUCUGGAAGACCCCUGUGGAGUGCGGCAUUGGCUUCACCAUUAUCCUCAGUGGGCUGCCCGUCUACUUCAUUGGGGUCUGGUGGAAGAACAAGCCCAAGUGGCUCCUGCAGAGCAUCUUUUCCAUGACAGUCCUGUGCCAGAAGCUCAUGCAGGUCGUCCCCCAGGAGACAUAAGCAAGGAGGGCUGAGAAACUGCCAGAAAGAAAAUGCACAGAG
Otolemur garnettii (small-eared galago) is the source of this 1022-nucleotide messenger RNA. RefSeq names its product solute carrier family 7 member 5 (gene SLC7A5). Lineage: Eukaryota; Metazoa; Chordata; Mammalia; Primates; Galagidae. Bases 255 to 980 code for a protein of 241 amino acids. Gene Ontology annotation, molecular function: L-amino acid transmembrane transporter activity; neutral L-amino acid transmembrane transporter activity. Gene Ontology annotation, cellular component: membrane. The record is from RefSeq and is a predicted model, not a curated record. The transcript is spliced from 9 exons. Gene Ontology annotation, biological process: amino acid transmembrane transport; neutral amino acid transport.